Molecule: messenger RNA, 1239 nt
Organism: Malassezia vespertilionis
Lineage: Eukaryota; Fungi; Basidiomycota; Malasseziomycetes; Malasseziales; Malasseziaceae
Exons: 2
Coding region: 1-1239 (412 amino acids)
Source: RefSeq, a predicted model, not a curated record
AUGGCACAGCACGAACAGGCAAUGCCGCGCACAUACAAGGUCCUUGGAGAGAAACGAGGCUACAGGCAAGUAAAAAAGGUCGUCGUCAUUGGAGUUCACGGCUGGUACUCACAAAGCAUUUUCAAGACCGUCAUUGGUGCGCCCAUCGGCACCUCGAUUCGCCUUGCGACGAUGAUGGCUGAUGCUGUGCGUCGCCAGUUUCAAGAGGCACAAUGCGAAUUGGGUCCUGAUGCCAUCACCGUUAUUGCGCCACAGCACGAUGGUCGUGUGAAUGAGCGCGCUGAAACGUUCUUUAAAUUUAUUGCACAGAACGAGCAAUACAAGGACGACCUGCACAACGCGGAUGCCGUAUUUGUUGCAGCUCACAGCCAAGGUUCGAUAGUGGCGAGCUUGCUACUGAAAAAGCUUUUGGAUGCUGAGAUUUUGCAGCCGGACCGUUCCCAGACAUGUCUGUUGACCAUGUGCGGGAUCUUCCAGGGGCCUUUCGUGCAUUUGCGUAGUACGCUUGCUUCAUCCUACAUCAACUACUUUGAAACCGUCGCAGCACGCGAGCUGUUCGAGUUCCAGUCUUCUGAUGCACCAAUUUCUAUUGCGCACAUGGAGGCAUACAACCAAGUUUUACAAGCGGGCGUGAAGUGUGUCCAUACCGGAUCCAUUGACGAUAAUGUCGUGCCGCUGUACAGUGCACUGAACUCGGCAGCAGCACAUCCUUCUAUUUUGCGCGCCGUAUACAUCGACGGCGUUGCGUUUCCUAAAACGGACUUUUUGAUUCAUCUCAUUAACCUCUGUGUCGCCGUGCGCAAUAGUGGAUUCCACGACCAUAACCUGCUUACAUUACUUAGCGCUUCGGUCGCUGGGUCCUUGUACGGGGGGCUGGGCCAUUCGCUGAUUUACGACGAGGGACGCGUGUAUGAUUUGGCCACACGCUACUUGUUUGAAACCAACUCGCCUAUUCGGUCAGGCGCUGCGAAAAUACCUCUAACGACCGUUCCCUUUACUGCGCAACGCUGGAAUCCUUACGAGCUUCCAUGGUGCCUACGUGGGUUACUGGAGGACAAAACGAUACGAAACUUUUACAUGCACGACAUUAUUACACUGAUUCAAGAAUACUAUGCAUGGCACCCCGCGGGCAAAACGCUCAAAGACUUGCGAUGGCGUCUUUCGGCCAUUCGCACGAUCCCUCUGCCGGAAGCGUCGAAGUCAGCUUCGCGCGUCAAUGAAAUUGCAUCCAAACUGUAG